Messenger RNA from Emiliania huxleyi CCMP1516, 666 nucleotides. RefSeq lists its product as hypothetical. The transcript has a single exon. Gene Ontology annotation, molecular function: oxidoreductase activity, acting on the CH-OH group of donors, NAD or NADP as acceptor; NAD+ binding. The record is from RefSeq and is a predicted model, not a curated record. The annotation marks the transcript as partial. Gene Ontology annotation, biological process: fatty acid metabolic process. Lineage: Eukaryota; Haptophyta; Isochrysidales; Noelaerhabdaceae.
AUGCUGCCCCGUCAGUCCGUCCUACGCAGCGCUGCCCGGCACUGCUCCACGCGAGGCACGCCGGUGGUUGGCGUAUUGGGUUCGGGGCAGAUGGGCGGAGGCAUCGCGCAGGUAGCCGCGGUGCAGGCCGGCUGCAAGGUUGUGCUGGUGGACGUCAAGCAGGAGCAACUGGACAAGUGCAUGGGCCUGAUGGACAAGCUGCUGGCGAAGGACGUGGCGAAGGACCGCCUGACGGAGGCGGAUAAGGCAGCGGCGCUCGCGCGCAUCACAACCUCGACCGACAUGUCCGCCUUUGGCGGUGCCAGCUUUUUGAUCGAGGCGGCGACGGAGAACGUGGGCCUGAAGCUGGACCUGUUCCGCGCCAUGGACAGCGUCGCGCCGUCCGGCGCCAUCCUCGCCUCCAACACUUCCUCCAUCUCGAUCACCAAGAUGGCGGCCGCCACGGCGAGGCCCGAGGCGGUGAUUGGCAUGCACUUUAUGAAUCCGGUGCCAGUGAUGAAGCUGGUGGAGGUGAUCCCGGGGCUGGCGACGAGCGAGGCGACGCUCGCCGACACUCUCGCGCUCGCCACUGCGAUGGGCAAGACCUGCACGCAGAGCCGCGACAUCCCCGGCUUCAUCGCGAACCGGAUCCUGAUGCCGUACAUUAACGAGGCCGUGCAGACUCUG